AUGACCGAAGAUACCAAUCCCGCGAACAGCACCACCACCCGAGCCGCUGCCUCCCCCUCUCCUCCCCCUCCUGCCCCUGUCGCAUUAACCCCCGGCCCACGCGUUGCCAAAUUGCAAGAGAUCUUCGACAAAGCACUUGCGCGUACCUUGCGCGCAAACUCAUAUGCGAACUUCUCGAGCUGUUUCCCCACCCCCGCCAAGCAUGUCCCCGCCAGCUUGGAGUCGGUUUGGCGGCAGUUGAAUGCGAAGUUGGAGGAGAGUGCGAAAGCGGAGUUUGAGGACAUCUUGACGGAGCGGGAUGCUGUCCGGCAGUUGAACGAGCUGGAUCGGUUGGUCGGGGAGGCGAAGUAUAGGAAGGAUCAUGGGGUUGGACAGGAAACCGUUGCUCCGCAUACCUUGCCUCCUGAUGAACUAUUUCGAUCCCAUCUCCUGCCAUAUAUGCGUGAAACGCAGUCAUCUCUGAACCACAAGAUCGAAUCGGUUCAAGAUGAGAAUUCAGAGCUGGCGCAACGGGUCCAAGCGCAAAGGAGGGAGAUUCAGGACCUGCUCGUAGGCUUGGAGUCUGUUGUUGCGGACUUGGAGGUCGCUGCUGCCGCUGCGACGCAGUUCGGCAGCGAUAACAAUCUACGACAAGAGGCUGCAGAGAUGGAUGAGGAAAUCAGAGCUCGGUCUGAGCUAUGA
Molecule: messenger RNA, 681 nt
Organism: Aspergillus aculeatus ATCC 16872
Lineage: Eukaryota; Fungi; Ascomycota; Eurotiomycetes; Eurotiales; Aspergillaceae
Product: PMF1/NNF1 family protein
Exons: 2
Coding region: 1-681 (226 amino acids)
Biological process (GO): chromosome segregation
Cellular component (GO): MIS12/MIND type complex
Source: RefSeq, a predicted model, not a curated record